This is a messenger RNA of Paramormyrops kingsleyae, 2716 nucleotides long. RefSeq names its product histamine H3 receptor-like. Gene Ontology annotation, molecular function: G protein-coupled acetylcholine receptor activity; histamine receptor activity; G protein-coupled serotonin receptor activity. The record is from RefSeq and is a predicted model, not a curated record. Lineage: Eukaryota; Metazoa; Chordata; Actinopteri; Osteoglossiformes; Mormyridae. Gene Ontology annotation, cellular component: dendrite; synapse; plasma membrane. Gene Ontology annotation, biological process: G protein-coupled receptor signaling pathway, coupled to cyclic nucleotide second messenger; chemical synaptic transmission; adenylate cyclase-inhibiting G protein-coupled acetylcholine receptor signaling pathway.
UACGCGGGUCCUCAGCGUGUUCUGCUCCUCCGUCUGAGAGACACCAACCACCGGCUACUGCGGGGACUCACUAAUCCUCAACUGGAUUUCAAUACAUGGACUUUCAACUUUUUAAAUAUAGCCUAACAGAGUUUGGUUUUCUCUCUCACUCGGGGGAUACCAGCAAAAGGCAGCGUGUUAUUAAACCACAAAAUAGUCACUUAACCUUGGCAAAGUGUAAAUUACGAUAAAUACGGACUGGGCACAUCUAGUUAACAAGUUUUUUUUUUUUUUUUUUGCAACUAUGCAACUCACGGGCAACUCACAGGUGCUACUAACUUGAGGGUAUUUUAUUAAUUUAUGCUUUAUAGACGUAACUUACCAAUCAUUUAAAUUGCACAGGUCUGCUAAGUAUGUCCCAGUGUACAGUCUACCGCAUGUGCCCGUCCACCGGAAUGAAAUAUAUAAAAUAACAAAUGUAGGGGAAAGGACUAUACUUACAGCCAUUGGGAUGGAGUGAAUGUACAGCCGACGAGAGCAUGGGAGCCGAAAUGAACGCCAGCAUGGACGCGGCCAGCCGCGGUGGCGAAGCUGCCUUUCCGCAGCAUGUCACAGUCAUUUUAGCCGUUUUGAUGGUUACACUGGUUAUUGUUACGGUCCUUGGGAACGCGCUGGUCAUUUAUGCGUUCAAAGUCGACCGGAGUCUCAGAAGGCAAAGCAACUACUUCCUCUUAAACCUGGCGAUAUCUGAUUUUCUUGUUGGUGCCUUUUGCAUUCCUUUCUACAUCCCCUACAUCCUGACUGGCAGGUGGAUGCUGGGAAGGGGUCUCUGUAAACUCUGGCUGGUGAUGGACUACCUGCUGUGCACUGCCUCCGUCUUCAACAUCGUCCUCAUCAGCUACGACCGCUUCAUGUCCGUGACCCGGGCCGUGUCCUACAGGGCCCGGCAGGGCAUGACGAACUCGGCCAUGGUGAAGAUGGCGGCGGUGUGGGUGCUGGCCUUCCUGCUGUACGGCCCCGCCAUCCUCUUCUGGGAGUGGGUCGUGGGCCGGAGCAACGUGCCGAGCGGCGAGUGCUUUGCCGAGUUCUACUACACCUGGUACUUCCUGCUGAGCGCUUCCACGCUGGAGUUCUUCUCGCCCUUCAUCUCGGUGACCUUCUUCAACCUGAGCAUCUACCUGAGCAUCCGCCGGCGGAACCGCGAGCGCGCGCAGCGGGCCCCGGGGCCGAGGAGCCCGCCCCGCCAGCAGGUUGCCGUGGGCGUCCCCUCCUCCCUACUCUGCAGCUCCACCCCCGUGCCGGAGAGGGACGCCAUCUCAGCAGACACAAAGUCCGCACUGGCCCAGACCGCUGCUCCUGAGGGGAGCCCGGUUAGGAGCUCCCAGAAUCUGCGACUCUCCCGGGACAAAAAGAUCGCCAAGUCUCUGGCCAUUAUUGUGUGCGUCUUCGGCGUCUGCUGGGCACCGUACACCCUCCUGAUGAUCAUUCGGGCGGCCUGUAGUGGGCGCUGUGUAGAGCGUCACUGGUACGAGGUCACUUUCUGGCUCCUGUGGCUCAAUUCGGCCAUUAACCCCUUCCUGUACCCUCUCUGUCACAGCAGCUUCCGAAGGGCCUUCGCCAAGAUACUGUGCCCCAAGCGGGUGGCCGUGCAAGACCUCGGGGAUGCCCACUGCUGCCACUGACACCGGGUGGCGCUCUCCAAAGACAUCAGGGUAACUUCACAGGCAGAGCCGGUUCAUUCCCGAGAAACAAACAUUCUGCCGCCUGGAAAUGUGCAUCUUUAGACGUGGCUGUUAUCGAUGUAGAACAUCACAGUAAAUCUGUACCCCUGUAAACCACAUCCCCCGUUCCUCUGUAAUGGUGCUCCCAAAACCCGUGUCCGAAGAGUUCCUGUCGACGUCCUAAACCCUAAGCUUCUGGUGGAUGAGUCACCUGUGACGUCGAGUCAUGCACUUCGCAUUUUGAGCGGACGUGGGGGCAGUUAGGCAGAGAGACCCAGGAUCAGCGGUGGGGGGGCUGGUCUGACUCACUUCCCAAUGGGUUACAGCGGGCAGUGAGUGACAUGGUUCCGGAAUCCCACCAAUCCUGGGUUUUUCAUCCCUUUUCUCCCAUUAUUGGUUUUGGGACCUAAAACACUGUGCAAUUCAAUGAAAUCAAGGCGACUUCCUCAUGUGAAUUUUACUAAGGCUUUCGGCAAGAAGAGUCAGUGCACUUUUACAUAUAAUUAUAUGGCGUGUGAUAUUUUCACCGAAGCGACUAACAUGCGGCGAAAUAAAGAUCGUAAACACAUCGGCACAUAAUCAGUAGGUUCACAAACUGCAUACUGUGUGACGUACGGUAUUAGUCCGAAAUACGCAGAAAUAACAAAUACAACGCACACUACAAAGGAUAGAUGUUAAAGACACAUAGAAAUUACGGCUAAAUAAAGCCAAGGACAUCAGUUAAAGACGUGUCCGUGGGUGGGGGCUGAAUUCCAGGCGGGAUAUUAGUGACAUUAGUAGACUAAAAUGUAUAAAUAAAUGCAGCGAUUAGCAGCGAAUCCCAUAACGCAGCGCCGUUAGUGUUUCGCACGAAAUUCAUCAGGAUCCGGUGAGGAGUCCGGGGCUCAAGUGCCAGUUAAGGAGGCGAGUCUGUGCCCUUUCCCGUCAAGCGGAAGGGAGACCACAUGGGGCUCGGAAGGAUGUGCAGGGGCCACAUAAAUAAACAGCUGUCUUAAUCAUCAGCAGUCAAUAGGGCC